AUCCCAGCAGGCCUUGCAGGGUGACUCAGGCGUCAUCUCUGUGACGUGUAACACCCUCGCCGGGUGGGGCUGGCGCGGUGAGGGCGUCCGUUUUACUCUCUGUGAGGAAAGUGAGGCGGUGAGGGAGGAGAGGCUGAGAAGGAGGCCGGGACUGGAAAAGGACUGCGGUAGAACCGACCGGGGACGUGAGGGGUGGGCCUUUACGGGCGGCGGCAGGGGCAGCAUUCCCUGCGAGACGGUUAGUUAUCUAGGCUCGCGGCCGUCAGUUAACUAGGCCGCAGCAGUCAUGGCGGUCGACUUUGGGGACCACGCCAGCGGGUUCCGCCACACCGAGGUGAUCAGGUUCAUCAACGACGAAGUCCUCGUGAACGGCGGUGGGCCGGAUUUCUACGCGGCCUUGCGCUCGCGGCCCUGGGACGAGGUAGAGGAGCGGCUUCGCACGGUCCUGGCCGACCCGCAGGUGCCGCGCGCCAUGAAGAGGGCCUGUGCGUGGAGCGCGCUCGCCUUGAGCGUGCGCGUGGGAGCCAGGCAGCGGGAGCAGCAGGAGCGCCAGGUCUCGCGGCUGCAGAACCAAGUAGACGAGCGCGAGACGACUACCUGGGCCCUGGCCUCCGAGCUGCAGCGGCUGCGCGGGGAGCGCGAGUCGGCGGUCACACAGCUGCGCUCCACACAGGCCGCCCUGCGGCAGACUCUGGUCGAGUGUGACGUGCUUCGUGGGCGGCUGCUCCAGGUGGAGAGGGCCUCCCGGGUCGUGCCGCUGGCCCUCGAGAGAGUGCCUGGGCCUCCGGCCGAGCCACUUGGGGCCAUAGCAUGGCCCCGGAAUGCAGAUGUGGUGGCCAGGGAGCUGCGCAGCAGGCUGUAUUUUGAGGCCCGGGUGCCGGCCCCGGUGGCUGUCCUUUACGUGCCGGGACCCCCGAGUCCCUGGGCUCAGGCCGUACAGCCCGCUCUGCCAGUGCCCGUGCGGUACUUGCUUCCGUUCCGUGCCCCGUUCCCCGUGGGAUUCCCCGUCUCGCCACCUCUGCCGCCAGUAGUAGUCAUGGAUGCAGAAGCUGCAGUAGUUCCACAUCAGAUGCCUCCUCUGGGGAUCGGGCCACCUGGUCCACGUGCUGCAGUGGGCUACCAAGAGGGGAUGGUCCCACGGUGGGACCAGAGGAGCUGCAGCCAGGCGGAAGGUCCUGCGAUCCUCCAGAGUGCAGUCCCCCUGAGGGACAUCAGAAGCCUUAGCCAAGAAGGUCGGCAGAGGCCUCAGGGGAUGGUUCCUGUCAGAGAUAGCUGGAGCCAGAGCCAGAGCCAGGAAGAAGAUCCAGAGAACACCCAAGAAGUGGUCCCCCUUGGGGAUAGCUGGAGCCACAGCCAGCAAGAAGAUCCAGAGAGAGCCCAGGGGACGGUUCCUAUCGGGGAGAGCAGGAGCCACAACCAGGAGGAAGGUCCAGAGAGGGCCCAGGGGGUGGUUCCUGCUGGGGAGAGCCGGAGCCAGAGCCAGGAAGAAGGUCCAGAGUGGGCCAAAGGAAUGGCCACCCUUGGGGAUGGCUGGAGCCAGAGCCAGGAAGACCGUGCAAAGAGGGCCUGGGAGAUGGUUCCCGUCGGGGAGAGCUGGAGCCAUAGCCAGCAAGAAGAUCAAGAGGUGCUCCGGGGGGUGGUCCCCCUUGGGGAGAGCUGGACCCAGAGUCAGCGAGAAGGUCCAGAGAACCCCCAAGGAAUGGUCACCCUUUGGAGUAGCUGGAGCCAGAGCCGGGAAGAAGGUCCAGGGUGGGCCCAAGGAAUGGUUCCUGUUGGGGAUAGCUGGAGCCACAGCCAAGAAGAAGAUCGAGAGAUGCCCCAGGGGGUGGUACUUCUUAGGGAUAGUUGGAGCCUCAGCCAGGAGGAUGUUCUAGAGAGGCCUCAGGGGAUGGUCUCCUUUGGGGAUAUCUGGAGCCAGAGCCGGAAAGAGGGUUUGGAGAGGCCUUGGGGGGUGGUACUCCUUAAAGAUAACCAGGGCCAGAGCCAGGAAGAAGGUCCAGAGAAUCCUCAGGAGAUGGUUCCCUUUGGGGAUAGUUGGAGUCUCAGCCAGGAAGAAGGGCCAGCAAAGGCCCAGGGGAUGGUCCCCUUUGGGGGUAUCUGGGGCCUCAGCCAGGAAGAAGGUUCGGGGCGAUCCCAGGAGAUGGUUACCUUUGGUGCCAGCAGGAUGAGUAGCCGGGAAGAAGAUCCAGAGAGGCCCCAGGAGAUGGGGGCCAGUGGGAGACACAACCAGGAAGAAGAUCCAAAGAGGCCUCAAGUGAUGGUGCCCCUGGGGGCCAGCAGGGACCACAGCCAGGAAGAAGGUCCAAAAAGACCCCAAGGGAUGGCCCCCCUUGUUGCCAGCAGAAGCAGUAGCCACGAAGAAGAUCCAGAGAGGCCUCAGGAGAUGCUCUCCUUGGGGGCCAGCGGGAACUACAGCCAAGAAGAAGGUCCAAGAAGACCCCAGGGGACGGGGGACAGAAGACGCCAUAGCCAGCAAGAAAGUCCAAAGAGGUACCCCCCGGGGUUUAGGAGGAGCCACAGCCUGGAAGAAAGUCUACAGAGGCCCCAGGCGACCCCCCAGGGGGACAGCUGGAGCUGUGGUGUGAGGGAAAGCCCAAUGAAACAGCAGCCUCAGGGGCAGAAGGCCAAGCAACCAGAAGGGAAAAAAGCUCUGGGUUUCCUGCACCAGGAGAAGUCUGCCUCAGGCUGCGGCCCCGAGAGUUGGGAGUGCCCAUGGUGUAAAGCCAUGAAUUUUUCAUGGCGCAAGGCCUGCUAUAAGUGCAAGGAAGGCUGUGUGGAAGUUGAGAGUGGAGGCCCGGACCCAGGACCAACUCACUGAUUUGCGAAAGGUAAGUAAGAAUGAAAACGAAAGAAAAGACCAAUUUCAUAAGCCCAAAGAAAAACCAAUUUCAUAAGACCCUCUUCUGACCAAAAAGUAACUUAUUUACCUCACAGAAAAUUUGCAAACCAAAAUUAGUGUAGAGAGAAUUAAAACAAUCCAUUAUUCUAUUACCCAAAGUAACAACCUUUUAUCAUUGUGGGUACUACGUACACACAUAAAUGCAAAUGUAUUUAUAUACUUUUUAAAAUUUACUUGAACAAAGACUGCUUUUGAGUAUCAUAUUCUUUAAAAAGGAACUUCUCUUGAUUGCACUGACAUUCACAGGUGGUGGAUUCUGAAUGGCUGGUGCCGAUUGGUGGACAUCCUGGAGAAGCUGAAGUCUUGGAGCCUUGCCCCGCCCUCCCCUCCACUCUCUUCUGUUUUCUUAUUCACAUCCUUUUUUUUGAAAGUGCUGUGUCUUUGGCUGGGAACAGCCAUGUCUUUUUCGAGUUAUAACUAUACUGAGUUUCAGGAGCACUGCUUUUCCUUGGAAAUGCUGUUGUUCCUUUGUACAUGGCUACAGUGUUCAUGUUUGCUCCUGGUUUUUAUUUUAUAGGUGAGGGCCUGUUUUUGUGUCUCUGAGCCCCACAGAAAUUGUUUGUUGCUGAAGAAGCUGAACCUGUCCCAUUAGAAGAUCUUCUAAGAGUUUAAAGAAAUCACACUUGAUUCCUGCUGACCUGCACCUCAUCGAGACCCCCGUUGGCUGGAGCGGAGAGGAGUGAGAGGAAGUCGGGGAAGAGGAGAUGCUUCGGCGCUCCUUAAGGCGGAAAGGAGGGCAAAAUGAUUUUGUUAGAAUUUAAUUUUUCUGUUGGGACAAGGAAUUAAUUUGGAAGAGUUGGGGGGUGUUGUGGUGUUAAAUUCUGUAAGUGAUAGCAAAUUUGAUAGAUAACAUUUAAUUCAUUACACAAAUCGUUAUUGUCUGGUAUGUGUUAAGAGCUAGACUUAUAUGUUACUAUCUGGUGCACACAUUAUAACUUGAUUUGAUGAGUUUGGUUAGAUACCAGGAGAGAGCCCAACUUGGGAUACAAAUUACAUGAGGACUUCUUUGCGUUGCAUAGAGCGUGGCUUUCAGGUGAGACAAGUGAGCAGCGGCCAAGAUCAGGAAAGUGGCUUCAUGAAAGUAUGGGCAGGACAUUUCUGAUAACUGUGCUGGUUUCUUCCUUUGAGAGGAACAGCUAUCCUUCUGGUUGCCUGAAAGACGGCUGAGUCACUUAGAGAAAGACAGUGCCUGAGGGAGUGUCGGCUACACACUCAAGCCCUCAGCUUUGGGCCACCGCCAUCCCAAGCCCCUUUCCAGUCAAGAGUGGAUGAAGAACAAAAUGGAUUCCGAGGGCAGACAUCGUGCCAUGGACGGUGCUUCUCUCGGGAAGGCUCACUGGAUUAAAAAAGAACUGCAUCAACAUUUUUGGGAGCGCCCCUGGGCCCCUUCUCUUCCAUUGGCUGUCCGCUCCCCGGGGGUGGGAAGUUCGAGGGUCUCCAGUCUGAACAAAAGGUGUUCUUGAGUUCCCCCGGGGAAAUCCCGGCCCACCAAGCUCAAACUCUUGUCAGAGGUUUCUGAUCGUAACAAUAA
Prionailurus viverrinus (fishing cat) is the source of this 4430-nucleotide messenger RNA. Its product is annotated as testis-expressed protein 13D-like. NCBI's taxonomy places the organism in Eukaryota, Metazoa, Chordata, Mammalia, Carnivora, Felidae. The transcript is spliced from 2 exons. The coding region runs from base 287 to 2818 and encodes 843 amino acids. The record is from RefSeq and is a predicted model, not a curated record.